AAGAGAGUAAAAAAAUCAAAAUGGCGCUGCCCAGACCAGGGAGGCCGGCGGGUGUCCUGUCGUCUGUGACUCUGCAGCUGCUGCUCCAUGUGACAGCCGCCUAUUUUGUCUUCUACUUCCUCUUCACUCUCGGCUUAAUCAUCAAAAAGAGCUUGGUGCUGUCUUAUCCUGCCGAUGCUCUGGUGUGUGACAUCUUUCUGCUCUUCCUGCUGGCUGCUCUGGAGUUUCUCCAUUUCUACAGUGGUGUGAAGGGCAACCUGACAGAGAGCGAGACCUAUGUUUUUGGCAACCUCUUUUUGACGGGGGCAACCAUCAUGCUGACGGUCUACUUCCUGGUGUGGCAGAGCUACGUGAUGAGGGCGGAUGUAAUCAUCAGCAGCGUCUCACUCGGUCUCUACGGUUUAGACGGAGUGCUGGCUUUCAGCACUUUAACCAGAUUUGCCAGGGUCCACUCAUGAAGAAGCCCAUGAAGAAGUCAUGUUGUUGUUGUUUUUUGUUUUUUACAUCUUAUCUCAUAGUGUGUCUGCUGUGAUGUCUUUCUGCAAGAAGAAAACCAGAAAUUAACAGCAUCCUUUGGAUUGUGUUGUAAAUAAUUAUUUGGACUGUUGUGCCUAUUAUAAAAGUAAUAUAAGUUAAAAUGCAGGGAUAGAAAAAUAUGAGUUAAUCUGUCCUGAGAGGUUCUCAGGGAUUUUUUUUUCAUAUUAAAAUAUGUUUGUUUUUUUGUGUGUGUUCCUGUUUUGUACAGUAGAGGGCAGAGUUGCUUUGAUAAAGGUUUGAGUUUUCACAGAUGAUUUUCCUUGGAAAAUAUUUUUGAAAUAAAUAAUAUAGAAGGUU
Oreochromis aureus is the source of this 834-nucleotide messenger RNA. Its product is annotated as transmembrane protein 80. Gene Ontology annotation, biological process: non-motile cilium assembly. The record is from RefSeq and is a predicted model, not a curated record. Bases 21 to 458 code for a protein of 145 amino acids. Gene Ontology annotation, cellular component: ciliary transition zone. The transcript has 6 exons. Lineage: Eukaryota; Metazoa; Chordata; Actinopteri; Cichliformes; Cichlidae.